AUGCUUGAGGCAAGAUCGUCGUAUCAGGAGGGAAGCUUGUGGUUCUAUGCGCCUAACAAAGGUGCUGCGAUAGCAUUUGCCAUCCUUUUUGCUGUCUCGGGCGGCAUACAUGGUUACCAAAGCUACAAAUAUAAAUCCUGGAAAGUCACUGGACUUCUGCCAUGGUCUGCCCUUCUGUUCACAGCAGGGUUUAUCCUGCGUGCUAUUGGAGCAUUCGGGCAGUGGGGAAAUCUCGGUGUAUUUAUCGCAAGUACUGUACUCCUCCUGGCUGGACCGCCAGUAUACGAAGGAGCCAACUUCUUCAUCCUCGGUCGAAUGCUUUACUACAUACCUUACCACUCACCCAUCCACCCCGGCCGCGUAUUUACAACUUUCGUCGCCCUGGGAGUGGCCAUCGAAAGCAUUACCGCAAAUGGAGCAGCCCGAGUAGCAAGUUCAGACUCUACUGUCGCCUCACAAAACAUUGGCAAGUCACUGCUCAAGGCAGCACUGAUCAUGCAAAUUGCUCUUAUGGUAGGAUUUGUCAGUCUAGCUGGUCGAUUUCACUACAAUUGCUCCCGAGGAGGGGUAUUGAAUCACAAGAUCAAGCGUACGCUGUUAGUCCUCUAUUGCAGCUGUACGCUCAUCACAAUCCGCACGAUCUACCGAACCGUGGAAUACUUCACUGCGGCCAGCCUCAAUGCUUACGGUGACCUCGAACACAUAAGCCCUGUGCUGAAACAAGAAUGGUUUUUCUGGGUCUUCGAGGUCGUGUUCAUGUACAGCAAUACCACUUUGCUGAAUGUAUUCCAUCCGAUGCGCUCGCUUCCGCGAUCUAACAAUAUAUAUCUUGCGGAAGAUGGUGUUACAGAGAUUGAAGGGCCAGGUUACGAAGAUCCCCGCCAUUGGCUCCAGACAUUCUUUGAUCCAUUCGAUAUUUAUGGUUUGAUUGUUAACCGAGGCAAGAAAGAGAAGUACUGGGAAUCAAACGCAGCCCAAGGAAGCACAACUCUUUCCAAACAAGCUGUAUAG
Penicillium soppii is the source of this 1011-nucleotide messenger RNA. Its product is annotated as putative RTA1 domain protein. NCBI's taxonomy places the organism in Eukaryota, Fungi, Ascomycota, Eurotiomycetes, Eurotiales, Aspergillaceae. The record is from RefSeq and is a predicted model, not a curated record. Gene Ontology annotation, cellular component: membrane. The transcript has 4 exons. The coding region runs from base 1 to 1011 and encodes 336 amino acids.